This is a messenger RNA of Paramormyrops kingsleyae, 2605 nucleotides long. RefSeq lists its product as uncharacterized. Gene Ontology annotation, molecular function: hydrolase activity, acting on glycosyl bonds; kinase activity; pseudouridylate synthase activity. Lineage: Eukaryota; Metazoa; Chordata; Actinopteri; Osteoglossiformes; Mormyridae. Gene Ontology annotation, cellular component: cytoplasm. The record is from RefSeq and is a predicted model, not a curated record.
UAUUAUAAAGUGUCACCGCAUUUACACACAGAGAUAACUAAAUCGACACUGUAAACAAGGCUGCCGGUCAAAGUACUGUAUACCCAGCAAACAAUUAUAGCGACAGUUUCUCUGCCACACGGAAGGAUAAAGAAUUAAGCAUGUUGUGGAGGUGGACUUCAAUUCUUCAAAGACACGGCGUCUCAACACUCCGCAUCAGGCGUCUAAUACACGACAGUGUUUUCAAGGUGCACCCAUCCGUAUCCGAGGCUUUGGCAGAGAACAAGCCCGUGGUGGCGCUAGAGAGUACUAUUAUCACACAUGGAAUGCCCUAUCCUCAUAACUUGAAUACAGCCAAAGAAGUGGAGGCCAUUGUGAGAGCCCAGGGGUCCACACCGGCCACCGUGGGCAUCCUAAAUGGUAGGGUCCAUGUGGGGCUAUCCGAGGAAGACCUUGACUUCCUCUCCCGUGGCAGCGGCCUCCUCAAAGUGUCCCGUCGAGACCUGGCCUACGCUGUGAGCAAGGGACUUUCGGGGGGGACAACCGUGUCGGGCACUAUGAUCGCAGCCCACCGAGUGGGCAUCUCCGUCUUUGUGACUGGCGGCAUAGGAGGUGUUCACCGGAAUGGAGAGAGCACAAUGGACAUCAGCGCUGACCUCACGGAGCUUGGCCGCACCCCCAUUGCUGUGGUCUCGGCUGGGGUCAAGUCUAUCCUGGAUAUUGGCCGCACCUUGGAAUUCUUGGAGACCCACGGUGUCUGCGUGGCCACGUUCGGCCGGUCCAGGCACUUCCCAGCAUUCUUCACCCCUCACAGUGGCUUUGCCUCCCCUUAUAAUGUGGCUAAUUCCCAGGAAGCAGCAGAACUGAUUGACAGCGCAUCCUGCCUGGGUCUGCAGAGUGGUCUGUUGGUGGCAGUACCCAUCCCAAAGGAGCAUGCUGCCCAAGGACAGGAAAUUGAGGAUGCUGUCCAGGCUGCUAUGAAAGAGGCCAGCAUGAAGGAUAUCAGGGGUAAAGACGUGACCCCCUUCAUCCUGCAGCGAGUCAGUGAGCUGACCCAGGGGAGGUCCUUACAGGCCAAUAUGGCUCUGAUACUUAACAACGCUAAAGUGGGCAGUCAGAUUGCCUGCGCUUUGUCAGAUCUACGCAGGAGGAGAAGGGCUCCGGAGAUCCCACCCCCCCAAAAGGAGAGGCCCCCGCCACCGCAGCCCCAGUCUGUCGUUAUUGGUGGGGUGAACGUGGACUUCAUCACCAAAGCGAAAUCUGAGAAGCUACUGCUUGGCCAGACAAAUCCGGGAAGUGUCUUCCAGUCUUUCGGUGGUGUGGGAAGAAACAUAGCCGACUGCCUGAGCCGACUGGGGGAUGCCCCCCUCUUCAUCUCGGCCGUCGGGACGGACUCUCACAGCGAUGCCUUCCUGGGCUAUUGCAAGCACAUGAAUACAAGUGCGGUUGCUAAGUUACGGGAGCAGAGGACCGCAACCUAUUGUGUAAUGAUCACCAAGACCGGCGAGCUGAGCAUGGGAUUGGGUGACAUGGACAUCCACCAGCAAAUCACGACACAGUAUGUGUCCCACUUUGAAGAAGAGCUGUCCUCGGCCCAGCUAGUGGUUUUGGAUGGCAACAUUCCGGUGUCAACAGUCUGCUACGUUUGCUCCGUUGCUAAGAAGCAUGCAGUACCAGUGUGGUUCGAGCCAACAGAUGUGGACAAAGCCAUCAAGCCGUUCCUGUCGGAGAGCUGGAAGGCCUUGACCUACACCUCCCCUAACCUGAUGGAACUGUGUGCCAUGAACCAGGCGCUGGGUCUUCUUACACCAGACGUCCUCCCAAAGACCCGGGAUGAGGUGCUGCACUGCGCGGCGUCCCUCUCUCGCCCCCUGCUGGAGCACCUGAGAUGCGUGGUGGUGACGCUGGGCUCGCUGGGAGUGCUGCUUUGCGGGGAGCAUGAGGAGGGAGGUGUACGAGUGCAGCCUGGGAUUCGCUCUGCACUGCGGAAAGGCCGAUUGUGUGCCGUCCACUACCCUGCCGUGAGCAUCCCGCCUGAGGACAUCGUGAACGUCUCCGGGGCUGGUGACAGCCUGGCAGCUGGGUUGAUAGCAGGGAUCCUCCAAGGGCAGGACGCCGACAUCUGUGUGCGCAUGGGGCUCCUGGCGGCCCGGCUCUCCCUGUCGUCGCCCCAUCCCGUGGCCCCCUCUCUGUGCCCUGACACAGUCAGCCCGCAGGGGGUCCGCUCUGUGGCCUGGCCCACCCCCACCUUCCUAUGGAUGGACCAUGUGGGCAGCCAAUGAAUGGAAGGGUUGCCAAUCUGCAUCGAUGGAGGACCAGUAAAAUUACAGCUUCCUUUAACGUGACAAAUACAGUAUUGAAAUGUGGUUGUAACUCAACAUUUUAAGUGUAGUUCCUUUAUACUUGAACAUCUACUCUAUGUCCAUGGCUCAUAUCCUGUACUAGACAUGAAAGGCUACGCUAAUAUCUAUGUGCUCAGCAUCUGUUGCGAAACUGGGAUUGUCAGUCCUUGUGUUGGGGUUUAACAGCAGCUACCUCCACUCUGUGACGUUUUUGGCAUUCAUGUGUUGGGAACAAAAAUAAACUGUAAGAAUUAAAAUAAAUGCAGCUGUCAUUGGUCAAACUG